AUCGCAGUUGCUCCGGAUCUUUGCACACACUCCACGGGCAGUUGGAGGUGAGCUGCUGCCGGCCACGCCAGAGGCUGCAACACCAGACAUGGAUGGGUGCAAAAAAGAGCUGCCCCGCUUGCAAGAGCCGGAGGAGGACGAGGAUUGUUACAUCCUUAAUGUUCAGUCAAGCAGUGAUGACACCAGUGGGUCUUCUGUGGCCAGAAGAGCUCCGAAGAGACAGGCGAGUUGCAUCCUUAAUGUCCAGUCAAGGAGUGGUGACACCAGUGGGUCUUCUGUGGCCAGAAGAGCUCCGAAGAGACAGGCGAGCUCCGUGGUAGUGAUUGACUCUGAUUCUGAUGAGGAAUGUCACACCCAUGAAGAGAAGAAAGCUAAGUUAUUGGAAAUAAACAGCGACGAUGAGAGUCCGGAGUGUUGUCAUGUGAAGCCUGCCAUCCAGGAACCUCCAAUAGUUAUUAGUGAUGAUGACAAUGACGAUGACAACGGUAAUGAUUUGGAAGUUCCCGACGACAACAGUGAUGAUUCAGAAGCUCCCGACGACAACAGUGAUGAUUCGGAAGCUCCUGACGACAACAGUGAUGAUUCGGAAGCUCCCGACGACAACAGUGAUGAUUCGGAAGCUCCCGACGACAAUAGUGAUGAUUCGGAUGUUCCCGACGACAACAGUGAUGAUUCAUCCGACGACAACAGUGAUGAUUCAUCCGACGACAACAGUGAUGAUUCGGAUGUUCCCGACGACAAGAGUGAUGAUUCGGAUGUUCCCGACGACAGCAGUGAUGAUUCGGAUGUUCCCGACGACAGCAGUGAUGAUUCGGAAGCUCCCGACGACAGCAGUGAUGAUUCGGAAGCUCCCGACGACAGCAGUGAUGAUUCGGAAGCUCCCGACGACAGCAGUGAUGAUUCGGAAGCUCCCGACGACAGCAGUGAUGAUUCGGAAGCUUCCGACGACAGCAGUGAUGAUUCGGAAGCUUCCGACGACAGCAGUGAUGAUUCGGAAGCUCCCGACGACAAGAGUGAUGAUUCGGAUGUUCCCGAAGACAAGAGUGAUGAUUCGGAUGUUCCCGAUGACAAUAGUGAUGAUUUGGAAGUUCCUGUGCCAGCAGAAGAUUUGUGUAAUGAAGGCCAAAUUGCUUCAGAUGAAGAAGAGCUGGUUGAGGCUGCUGCUGCUGUCUCCCAGCAUGAUUCAUCUGAUGAUGCUGGUGAGCAGGAUCUUGGUGAGAAUCUCAGCAAACCACCAAGUGAUCCUGAGGCUAACCCUGAAGUUUCAGAGAGAAAGCUGCCAACUGAGGAAGAGCCUGCACCUGUGGUGGAACAAUCAGGGAAAAGGAAGUCAAAAACCAAAACUAUUGUGGAGCCACCGAGGAAAAGGCAGACAAAGACCAAAAAUAUAGUGGAGCCACCAAGGAAAAGGCAGACAAAGACCAAAAAUAUAGUGGAGCCACUGAGGAAGAGGAAGGCGAAAACCAAAAAUGUAUCUGUGACACCUGGACAUAAGAAGCGUGGGCCUUCAAAGAAGAAACCCGGUGCAGCAAAAGUUGAAAAACGCAAGACUAGGACUCCUAAAUGCAAAGUCCCUGGAUGUUUCUUGCAAGACCUUGAAAAGUCAAAGAAAUACUCUGGAAAAAAUUUAAAGCGAAAUAAGGAUGAAUUGGUUCAGAGAAUCUACGACCUGUUUAACAGAUCCGUCUGUGAUAAAAAGCUGCCAGAGAAACUACGCAUAGGCUGGAAUAACAAGAUGGUGAAAACUGCUGGCUUAUGCAGCACUGGUGAGAUGUGGUACCCAAAGUGGCGGCGCUUUGCCAAGAUCCAGAUUGGCUUGAAAGUCUGCGACUCUGCAGACCGAAUCCGGGAUACCUUGAUCCAUGAAAUGUGCCAUGCUGCCUCCUGGCUGAUUGAUGGUAUCCAUGAUUCUCAUGGUGACGCAUGGAAGUAUUAUGCCAGGAAAUCCAACAGGAUACACCCGGAGCUGCCCAGGGUCACCCGUUGCCAUAACUAUAAGAUUAACUACAAGGUCCAUUAUGAAUGUACUGGAUGCAAAACGAGGAUUGGCUGCUACACCAAAUCGUUGGACACCAGCCGCUUCAUCUGUGCCAAAUGCAAGGGGUCUCUGGUCAUGGUGCCAUUAACUCAGAAAGAUGGGACCCGUAUUGUGCCCCACGUGUGACCAUUUGCUGUGUAUGUGCAGAAGUAUUAUAGAAAAAUUAUGCAGGAGAUGGCUAGGAUUAGCCUUGGGGAUGUGAUGAAAACACUUGGCAGGAAUUACAAGGCAAUGAAGAAUUCUUAAGGUUAUCUUAGAGUAUAUUAAUGUGAGCUAUAUCCUUUACUGGUAAGAAGUUUUAGAAAAGUUUGUUUUGUGAAGUUAGGAAUAUUAGAAUUUAGGUACUGUUAAGUAAGUAAUGUUAGAAUUUAAGAUUCAUGUUAUUAACGAUGAUUGACCUUAAAUAGGGACUCUAUUGCUAACCAUUCUGUGCCCUUGACAGGGUAUUUCUGAAGCCCUUGGGAUCUACCUUGGGUCUUACUUGAGUUCCAUAUUUUUCACAUGUAGAACAAAAUGCAAAAGAAAAGUGAGUUUUCAAGAGUGGCAGGUUGAGAGAGGAGAAUGCUGGAAAGAGGACAAGUUUGAGAGGCAACACUUAAACACUAGGGCUACUGUGGCAUCUAUGUAGACAGGAAAGACAAACGUGUUUCAUAAAAUUCGUUGUUGAUGGUAUUGAUUGAAACUAUCUGAGCCAUGUAAUCAAAAAAUAAAAGUUUUCUGCAUCUUG
Messenger RNA from Homo sapiens (human), 2765 nucleotides. It is a transcript of the gene GCNA, whose product is annotated as germ cell nuclear acidic peptidase. The record is from RefSeq and is marked validated. Gene Ontology annotation, biological process: DNA damage response. The transcript is spliced from 13 exons. Lineage: Eukaryota; Metazoa; Chordata; Mammalia; Primates; Hominidae. Bases 89 to 2164 code for a protein of 691 amino acids. Gene Ontology annotation, cellular component: nucleus; PML body; chromosome.